UUUUUUUUCUGGUUCUCUCUUCUCUUUUUGUGUAUUUUAUUCAAAAGCCAAUUCCCAAUUUCCCACCAAAGCUCUUUUGGCGCAAUCCGGAGAGUCUCACUGACGACGACGUCAUGUCGUCACCAUCCGGCGAGUCUACGAACGGCUCUCGUUGCUGCUCAUCAUGCAUCAACGGUGACAACGAUGGAACCCCCGGCGACGAUUUCGGUAAAUCGGAUGAGUUUACAUGCAUUCACUGCAAAAGUUCCGAUCGAUUCGAUCUCUCUUCUUCGUCCUGUUACUCUGAAUCGGAAUCGAAAUCGGUGGACGAUUCGGAGAAGCUUCGAAGAAUCAUCGUCGCUUCCGUCAAAGGAUUCACUAUAGGUACUGGUUUAAAAGGUGGAUUAGCUAUUUUCUCAAUCGUAGCUCGUUUCGCUCGCCGUCGUAGGUCUUCUUCUCAAUCCAGGAAAAUCGGGGAGUUUUCGAAUAGUGAAGCGAUUGCUCUGGGGAUUAAGGAGACGUUGAGAUACGGAUUGUUUUUGGGAACUUUUGCUGGGACUUUUGUUACAGUUGAUGAAGCUAUUGCUGCUUUAGUAGGAGACAAGAGAACUGCAAAGUGGAGGGCCCUGUUUGCUGGAUUGGUGGCUGGACCAUCUAUGCUUCUCACAGGGCCAAAUACUCAACAUACGAGUUUGGCUGUUUAUAUAUUGAUGCGUGCUGCGGUCCUUGCGUCGCGCUGUGGCAUUAAAAGUAAACGGUUCGGGAAGAUAUGCAAGCCGCUUACUUGGAAACAUGGGGACUUGUUUCUCAUGUGUCUCUCUUCCUCACAGAUUUUGUCUGCUUACAUUUUGAAACAAGAAAACCUUCCUUCAUCGUACAAGUCUUUUCUUAAUAAACAUGGUGGGAAGGAUCUUUCUAUCUUACAAGGUGUAAAAGAUAUCGCCAGCGCUCAACCAUUCACCAAUUUAAGGGCAAUUGAGAAAUAUUACAAGUCUGUUGGAGUUGAUAUCAAACUGGAUCCUAACAUGAAAGUCCCAUGUUCGAAUGAACCAAAAUAG
Messenger RNA from Camelina sativa (false flax), 1037 nucleotides. The record is from RefSeq and is a predicted model, not a curated record. NCBI's taxonomy places the organism in Eukaryota, Viridiplantae, Streptophyta, Magnoliopsida, Brassicales, Brassicaceae.